Molecule: messenger RNA, 4411 nt
Organism: Lucilia cuprina (Australian sheep blowfly)
Lineage: Eukaryota; Metazoa; Arthropoda; Insecta; Diptera; Calliphoridae
Exons: 2
Coding region: 387-1601 (404 amino acids)
Source: RefSeq, a predicted model, not a curated record
UAACAAUCUUGCCGCGAUGUGGUGGCUUUAGUGUUGGCUGUGGUUCUUUUGCAUUGCAAAUACACUCGGCAUAAGCCCUUUGUAUUUGGAAGACACUGAACUCAAAAGCCUUCAUGACCAAAGGUUAUCCCUCCUAUCCUCAAUUCCCAAUUUUCCUAUAAACAAUCCCGUCUCCUCCCCAUCCCCAUCCCCCACUUGUAAGGUUAAGGUGGUUGGUAGCAGUGCCGAGAAUCUGAAUGGCUAAUCAGUGGUUAAAGAAGAUUAGUCACUAACAGCUCCCCUCCGGUGCCACGACACGGGCCGGUUGUAAAUCCUAGUCUAGUCCAUGUACGCCGUCACUGCAUGGAUCGUCUCUUCCCUUACGUGCCUACUCGUGGGACCAACAUAUGGAAAAUAACACAGAAAAAGAACAAAAACAAAAACAACGAAGAAAGGAUGAGAUUGGAUCCUCAUCCGAGGACGAACUUCUCGCCUCUAGUCAAGAGACGGUAGUGAGUCCUUCAGGUAGUGGGAAUGAAAGACAUAGCACUCUCCUACCCUCAAAAAGCCCGACAAAUACUCCUCAAUCCGACGCCAAGGCUGGCGACAAUUCGAGGAAAAAAAGGCCAAAAAGGAAAAGUCAGAAAGACAUCCUCAAAGCUAGAUAUACCAAGGCUGUUUUCAUUCUCGACAAGAUUGCCAAGAAUGCUGCUAAUGGUACACCUCAUGAACGCGAUGAAGAUGAUCGCGUCAAAUAUCAAGCUGUGGUGGAUGAGUACCAAAAGUUUUUGGAGACCGCACCCAGCACAUCCAAAAUGGCUGCUGAAACCGAAAGGUCCAAGCGAAACCGCUCACAGGUUGAGGAUGGUAAAUCGCCAAAAAGGAGGAAGGUAAUAGAAGGCAAAACCACUCCGGGACCUGUAGCCAUCACGACAACUGCCAGAAGACCAUUUAACGAAGUGGUGAAGGACCACCUCCUAAUGGCUCUGGUUACUGAAAAAGAUGGGGCCAUCAACCCUGUAGUAACAGAAUGGGGUGCCAUUGAGUCUAAAUUAACUGAGCUCGUUAUGGAACACUUGCUCACUAACAAAGACGACAAGGUACCCCGUUUUGACUCCAGUGAGAUUCACCGGGGAUACAGGGUGAUCAAAUGCCUGGACGAAUUCUCAAAGGGGUUCCUCAACAAAUGCAUCACUAAGAUUAGAGAUGCAUGGGUAGGUUUAAGCCUUAAACUAAUCCCUGCUGAGGAAAUUCCAAUGAGACCUCGUGCAAGAGUUUGGUUACCAAAGAUGAGCGCCGAAGCACCCAAGAUGUUGGAAUGCCUCAAACGGCAGAAUCCCAACAUACACAUGAAUGACUGGGCUAUCAUCCGCACAGAACAAGGCGAAGGGCACACAUGUCUAAUUCUCGCCAUCACAGAAGCUGGCUCCGUUGAGCUGGAGAAGGUGGGCUUUAGGCUGUUCUUUGGGGUGAGGGGCGCCAAAGUAAAGGUGUUCCGGCCGACAAAAUCGGGGAGUGAAGAGACGGAUGAGAUGGAAGCUGCCAACUCUCUGCUCACUGGCAUGAAACUCUCCGAGCCACCUAUUAAACCUGACAAUGGCACUAAAGAUAGUGCAAAUUAAUCUGAAGCACUCAAAGUGUGCUUCAGACAAUCUACGGGUUCUCCUAGCCGAGGAAAACCUGGACAUUUGCCUGGUUCAAGAACCCUGGGUCACGGACUCAGAAGUUAAAGGGUUCCCAGCAUCUACAUACAACAUACUAUAUGCAAGAAGUAAUGCUUAGCUCAGAAGACCUAACAGUCGCAAAGGUCGAGCUACCGCACAACAGAAGCUUCAUGAUUGCCUCAAGCUAUAUGGCACAUGAGAAGACAGCACCACCAGACGAAGUGAGCGAUCUCCUGGCCGUAAUUGAGACAUCUGACGACAUAAUCCUAGGCUGUGAUGCCAAUGCAAGGCAUACAAUCUGGGGUAGCAGCGAAACUAAUGAAAGGGGUGAGUCAAUCUUCAAUUUCAUUAAUACUAACAACCUAAACAUAUGUAACUCUGGCAACAAACCUACUUUCAUUUUUCCAAGUACGGAUAAUUAUAAUGGGUGGGAGGAAGUACUGGACAUUACACUCAUUAGCGACAGAUCUAAAAUAUCAGUUGAUAGGUGGAGGGUAUCCAAUGAAAAAUCUUUUUCAGAUCACAAUUGGAUCCUCUUCGAUAUUAUAUUACAAAACUCGACGGAAAAAAUGGUCUAUAGGAACCCAAGAAGAACCGAUUGGUUCAAAUAUAAAGGGAUCCUUAGACAUAAGCUCAAGAAAACUCCAGUGGUUGAUGAUUCAAUCACUGGGCUUGAAAAGAUAGAAGAACACUUUAGCAAAGUCUUAGGUAAGGCUUUCGAAGUCUCCUGUCCAAUCACAAAGGCAAAGAAAAGCUUCCCUCCAUGGUGGAAUUCGGAACUAUCUAAGCUACGUAAGGAAACACGUAGGGCCUUUAACACAUGCUACAACAAUAAAUCGUGGCAGCCAUACCGCGACAAACUAAAAGUUUAUAAGAAAGCUAUAGCACUCGCAAAAAGAACCUCAUGGAGAAGUUUCUGCGAAUCUAUAGAUAACACAAAGGAUUCUGCUAGACUUAGCAAAAUUCUUGCUAAAGGCCAAUCUAAUCCAACCUAUAUUAAGAGGAAGGACGACACUUGGUCAGAAUCCUCGGCAGAAUCUCUUGACAUCCUACUGAAUACUCACUUCCCUGGCUGCAAAGAUGCUGUCAAGGAAAUCUUCACUGACAGUAGGACUCUAACGGGAAUCAAUGAAAAUAUCAUCUCUUAUGAUAGAAUCUCAUGGGCGAUUGAUAGUUUUUCCCCUUUCAAAUCACCAGGGCCUGAUGGCAUUUUGCCAAAGAUGUUACAAAGUGCAAAAGAAUAUAUCAUCCCCUGGCUUCAUAGAAUAUACACGCUCAGCCUCUCUCUCAACCAUGUUCCGGUAAACUGGAGAAAGGUUAAGGUCGUUUUUAUUCCCAAAGCUGGCAAAAGGAGUCAUGAAAAUGCGAAGGACUUUCGUCCAAUUAGUCUUUCAUCUUUUCAACUCAAAACGCUGGAAAGACUCAUCGACUCACAUAUUAGGCAACGGCUAGAGAGCUCAUCACGGCUUUCAACCAGUCAACAUGCCUACCUUAAAGGACGAUCUACUGAGACAGCUCUACAUGAGGUUGUAAGAGUUAUAGAAAGAUCCCUCGAAUUCAAACAAUACACUAUGGGAGCCUUCUUAGACAUAGAAGGUGCCUUCAAUAACGUAAAUACUUCUGCAAUUCAACAAGCUCUCGCUAAUCUGGAUGUUGAAGAAUAUAUCAGCAACUGGUUGGUAACUAUGUUGAAAUCUAGAAUUAUUACUGCAAGUCUUGGUAACAGCGUUAAGUCCAAACGAGUUGAACGAGGCACACCUCAGGGCGGUGUAAUCUCUCCACUACUUUGGCUUAUCGUUGUUAAUACGAUUCUUAAGGAACUGGACAACAGAGGGAUAAAGGUCGUUGCCUAUGCGGACGACGUUGUGAUACUGGUAUCAGGAAUGUUCCCAGACGUGAUUAGCGAUAUUAUGUCUGGUGCUCUGGUGCUACUCAGUAAUUGGGCCACAGACAGUGGUCUAGGAGUAAAUCCAAGUAAGACAGAACUGGUACUAUUCACAACAAAGACCAAGAUUCCAAGCUUCAACCUGCCACGGUUAAAAAACCGCGAAAUCCCCUUAUCAAACAAUGCCAAAUAUCUAGGAACUAUUCUAGACUCCAAAUUAUCAUGGAAACUCAACAUCCAGCACAGAGUCAAGAAGGCAACGGUCGCCUACUAUACCUGUCGUAAGAUGUUUGGAAUGAAAUGGGGACUUAGUCCCAACAUAGUUAAAUGGAUGUACACAGCCAUAGUACGUCCUAUUCUUACAUACGGAUCUCUUGUAUGGUGGACUUCAACUAAGAAGAAAUUUGUUGUGGAUCAACUAUACAAAGUUCAGAGAUCAGCAUGCAUUGGGAUAACAGGUGCCAUAAGAACUAGUCCUUCAGAAGCUCUGAACACUAUAUUGCAUAUCCUACCCAUAGAUCUGCACAUAAUGACCAUAUCUGCUUGUAGCGCAGUAAGACUUAACUCAUCCGGAAGUUGGAUAUCAAGAACAUAUGGACACGCUAAGAUUUUAAGCUUGCUACCUCCAAUCUUGAACCAACCAUCCGACUAUAUUACCCCACACACGGACUUUGAUAGAGUCUUCAAAGUCAGAGUUCCUUCCAGGAGCGAGUGGUGUAGAGGUAAUCUACCGAGCGAAUAUACCACCAGAAUCUUUACAGAUGGUUCUAAAAUGAACUGCGGCGUUGGUUCUGGUGUCUUUUGUGAAGAAGCUGGGGUAAGUAUAUCCCAUCGUCUUCCCAACAACUGUAGUGUCUUUCAGGCUGAAAUUUUUGCGAUAAUG